AUGGACUAUGAUAAACUACUGAUCGUACUAGAUCUAAAAACGGGCAAGAAAGUCAUCAACAACAAGUAUAGAAUACUAAAGAAGAUUGGCCAAGGACAAUAUGGCAAAGUAUUACUCGGACAAGUAUUGGACGACCCCGUCAAGCCCAUAACGGAGUCCACUGUGCGCAAACACUCAACGUUGAAUGAUGCAGCUAUGACUACGUCCCCAGUGCCAACAGCACUGGUCACCUAUGUAGCCAUCAAAACCAUUAACCGUGUCGAUAAAGCUAAACUAAUUACAAAAUCCUACAUCAGUAAUGUCACCAAAAUCAAAAAAGAAAUCAAGAUCUUGAAACAAUGCAAACAUCCCAAUGUUGUCAAACUAUAUUCUGUCAUUGAUGAUACCCAUUUCGAUAAGAUCCUCCUCAUAUUGGAAUACUGUAAAUAUGGAGAAAUCGAUUGGAAGCACUAUAAUCACUAUUAUGAAAAGUACACCUCGCAUGAGAAUAGAUCUGCACUCAACUUGAACAAGAUUCUCCGAGAUAUUGUAAAUGGGUUGGAAUACCUUCAUCUGUACAAACACAUUAUUCAUCGAGAUUUAAAACCACUGAAUUUACUUAUCGAUGAGUACAACAAUAUCAAGAUAUCUGAUUUUGGAGUGAGCUUAAUCUUGGAAAACACGGUACAGGAUACCAAGGAAUUGGCAAACACAAUGGGUACCCCAGCAUUUUAUGCACCUGAACUAUGUCAAUUUGUCAAAAACCGAUUUUCAAUGAUUACAAACGAAAACCAUCAAUUCAAUAAGAUCAAAAUAGACUAUCGAAUAGAUAUUUGGAGUUUGGGGGUUACACUAUAUUGCUUGAUGUUUAACAAUCUACCGUUUAAUGGUCUCAAUGAGUUUGAUAUAUGCAAAAAGAUUGUUGACUCUGAAUUGAAGUUUCCACAAAUAAAACAUACUUCAAGAGUCACUGAUUCAGACGUCGAAGAAUUAAAAUUGGUUAAAGAUUUGAUAAGGCAAUUGUUGCAGAAAGACCCAAACAAGAGAAUAUCUCUAAAUGGAGUUAAACAUCACAAGUUCACCACUUUUGAUUUGAAUGAUCUGCAACGGGAGAAAUUUCUCAAGUUUAACCAAGCCAUUUUCAAAGAUGAAGAUUGCAAACGGAAGUUGAACGACGGGAAGGGUGCACGUGGACAAGAACAGCAACUGCAGUCACAGCAGAGUAAUGUUGGAUUAUCGACAAAACUACGAAAUUUUUUCAAGGGUAAUACCAACAACUCGAAACCCCUUGUUGCUCCCUCCACAGUGCCAAGUAAGAAAGAACAGUCAAAAGAGCCACUCGCACAUGAUUCAGAAACCAAGCGACCUAAUUUGCCUGAUCUACACCAUGUUGACGACUUGCUCGAUUCAUAUUUUGACGAUUCAUCCUCAUUGGGCUCUGUAGGAGAUGUGGACGAAGAUCCGAUUGAUACAUCAAACAUUCUCGGCGAGAUCACAAAUGGUGAAGUGAAGAGCAAAAGUGCAGACUCUAGUCUCAAACAUCUACCGCAACCAUUGGUACUCAAGCCGCUAACAUUAAAGGACCCAAAUAGUGUUGCUCCUUCUCCUGCGAAAUCACUGAGCUACAACGCUUCACUCCCAGUCACUCCAAGUAGUAGCUACCACCAUUCCUUGACUCCAACAAAUGACUUGUUUGCCACAAUUGGUCAAACAUCUCCUAGCCAAAUCAAUGCGAAUGGACCUGUGUUUAGUCCAAGCAAACGAUUUUUUGAUAGACAACAACAGCAACUGCAGCAAUUGCCGCAGCAUCUGCAACAACCAUCGUUGAAAUCGUUGUCUGCUGAAUGUGAUUUCGUAAUUGAACCCCCAUCGGUGUUCAAUCGCAACAAUGGGUCAAACGUAGGCAAUACUUUCACUAAUACCAGCAACACUAGUUCCAAUAAUACUGCUACUGGUGGCUCUGACAGAAGAAACAGUUCGGAACGACCGAGACCACCAUAUGGACUCUCCCGAAUCCCCAGUUCAUCUAGUUCAUUGAACCUACAUGCAUACUUUACUGAUGACUGCGACUCAAUUGAAUCAUCACACUCGAUCACUUCCACACAUUCAUCGUCAUUGAAAUACAAUUUGAAAUCUGCAAAAGAUAGAAAUAAGGAUCAAGAUGGGGCCUCAAAAGUGCAUCAGAUUGCAAACAGCUCACAUGCAAGUGUAAGCAAGUUGAAUGGGGGUUCUGGUGUUGGAGAUUACAGCAGUGGAAAAGCUCAAGAGAAGAAAGGUCAUGAUGUUGGAGAUGGCGAAGGCGACGAAGGUGACUCGACGUUCUAUUUAGGCAACGAUGAGACUGGCGUUUUUGAAAAGUAUCAAGACUUGAGCACAUACUUGGAUAAUCUUGAGUGA
Lodderomyces theae is the source of this 2376-nucleotide messenger RNA. Its product is annotated as serine/threonine protein kinase. Lineage: Eukaryota; Fungi; Ascomycota; Pichiomycetes; Serinales; Debaryomycetaceae. Gene Ontology annotation, cellular component: cytoplasm. Gene Ontology annotation, molecular function: ATP binding; protein serine/threonine kinase activity. The transcript has a single exon. Gene Ontology annotation, biological process: autophagy; peptidyl-serine phosphorylation. The record is from RefSeq and is a predicted model, not a curated record. The coding region runs from base 1 to 2376 and encodes 791 amino acids.